Fusarium oxysporum Fo47 is the source of this 1202-nucleotide messenger RNA. RefSeq lists its product as uncharacterized. The coding region runs from base 48 to 1145 and encodes 365 amino acids. The transcript has a single exon. NCBI's taxonomy places the organism in Eukaryota, Fungi, Ascomycota, Sordariomycetes, Hypocreales, Nectriaceae. The record is from RefSeq and is a predicted model, not a curated record.
GGUUCCUCACGCUUUUCACUCCUCACCUCACCUCAAGCCUUUUCACCAUGAGACCCAGCAUCAAUCUCGUUGUCAAUGCCCUUUGGCUGACAAGCCUAAGCACUCCCUCCGUUGCCGCUCCCUCCAAUGGCAACUAUGGUCUCAAGGGUCCCGAGCUCAAGCAUUGGCCUGCCCAAGCUGCCAAAGCUCUCAACAAGAUGAUUGCUCGCAAUGCCAACAAUGGUCGCUAUGCUGUCUUCGACAUGGACAACACCAGCUAUCAAUUUGAUCUGGAGGAAUCGCUUCUUCCUUACCUUGAGAACAAGGGUGUUCUUACACGAGAGACCAUGGACCCUACUCUUAAGCUAGUCCCUUUCAAGGACACCAAGAAGCACAAGGAGUCGUUGUACAGCUACUACUUGCGCCUCUGCGAAAUCGAGGAUGCUGUCUGCUAUCCUUGGGCUGCGCAAAUCUUCAGCGGAUUCCCUCUUGGUGAGCUCAAGGGCUACGUCGAUGAGCUGAUGGCCUACAACAAGACCAUCCCCACCACUUAUUUUGAGGACGAUAAGGUUACAGCCACCGAAGUCUCCCCUCCCAAGAUCUUUGAGGGCCAGGUCGAGCUGUACAACCGCCUCAUGGCCAACGGCAUUAAGGUUUACGUUGUCAGCGCUGCUUCCGAAGAGCUUGUCCGCAUGGUUGCUAGCGAUCCCAAAUACGGCUACAACGUCCCUCCCCAGAAUGUCAUCGGUGUAUCUCUCUUCCUCAAGACCAAGAAGGGCGAGAUCACUACUGCUCGCAAACAGAUUGAGGAUGGUGUCUACACUCAGAAGACACAGAAGCAGAACCUGGAUGCUGAGAUGACUCCCUGGCUCUGGGCCCCAGCUACUUGGAAGUCUGGAAAGUGGGCUGCUAUUCUCACCUACAUCGAUGAGUGGAACAGGCCUAUUCUUGCUGGUGGUGAUACUCCUGAUAGUGACGGCCCCAUGAUUUUCCAGGGUGUUGAUGUUGCGCGUGGCGGUAUUCACCUUUGGGUUGAUCGUAAGCCUGCUUACAGAGAGCAGAUUGACGGCAUGAUCAAGAACAACACAAUUGCUCAGAAGAAGGAAGGACUACCGGUUACAGCUGACAAGAACUGGGUCUUCGUGAAGCCAACCGAGCUUCACUAAAUUAUGGUCUAGCGAACAUGACUAAUGUCUUAAUAACUAACAUGUUUAACUCUCAAA